UAGCAAGUGUGCGCAAGUUGUUACCAUGGUUACUGCAAAGCCAAUGACAUGAGCCGUACCUUCAUUCCUCCCGUAAAACCCCGCCCCGCGACCCAAAAUCCAAUGGUGUGCACUAUCUCCACAGGAAGAGCGGCCCCCGAGCCAAUGGUGCGCGUCGUUUCUAUGGUUCCGGCCGGAAGGAUGCCUUGGCGUCUCUGCGGCCAGUGCGGUUGCUAGGACGCUCGGGCCUGAGAAGGCACCUGCAGCUGGCGGCGGCGCCGCGGCGGCGCGGGUGGAGCCGUGUGACCCGGGACCCUCGCGGCACUCUCCAAAAGACAGUUUCCGACCUAGUUCCUGAGGUUCCCCCGGUUCCCAUCUCAGCCCCGAGGAGGAAAGCGCCCAUCCUGCGUCCCUUUUCAGCAUUCCGCGUCUUUCCCGCUCGUCUCCCCAGUAUGGCCCGAAACAGGAGGAGAGACUGUGUCCGGGCUCUGCCUCUGUAGUCGCGGGCUGGAGUGACUCCGCCUGAAGGCCUGGCCCGGACGAAGUCCUCGGAGCCACCGCUUGCCUUGUUCGUAGGUUCGUGAACAAAGAACUGCCGUUUUCUGCCUUUCCGCCUUAUGUUCAUCAUGCAGAACCUUAAUUCCCGAUGAAGCUCUGGAGGCCUUUUGUAUCUUCAGCAUCAGAUGUCAUCAAGUCAGUUCCCUUCUGCCUUUCCAGCUACAACCUCAUCCAUUUCUCUCAUCACCUUGAGUGCCAGUUUUCUGCUCCUGCUCAUUCCACGCCAUUUCCACCCUUUCUUGUCCACGCUGCACGUCACCGAAUGUCCGUUCAUCUCCACCUCUGCCAUCUACAGACCACCUCCCUCUGUUUUCCUACUACAGUGCUUUGGGUAGCUAACUAUUCCGCAUUCUCCAGCUCUGGGAUCAUCUGGAAGAUUUUCUCUGUUUCUCUGCACUCUGGCAAGCUUCCUGUCUUGGGUAAACUAGAGACUAGCAUGGAGAAGUGCACAUUGAAUGAAGACAGGCUGAGCACUGAUACCAGAAAUUUAGAAGAGCUUACAGUGAAGCAACAUGGAAGCAGUGAAAGAAAAGUGCAAAUAAAAGAGGCUGAAGAAAUGUUGUAUCAAGAGGGCUCAUCUGAAAUAGCUCUGAGCAGCCCCAGUGAACAGAUUGCAUACUUACUGGUAGAAAGAGGUACACUCUUGCGGAAACUGGAAGCCCGGGGCCCAAAGCCAGAGUCACAAAGGUGUAUGACCAGUAACCUACUGAAAGAACUUCCCCAGGAGAAAUUUGAACAAAUCCACCAGCCUCUACAGAGAGAACAGGAGAAAUAUCAGGAACAUGUGCAGCAAUCUGAAAAAAAUCUGAGAGAGUCCCAUAAUGAAGACCUGGAAAAAGAUGAAACAUCACAAAACUGCCUAGAGACAAAUGCAGAGCCUGUAGCAGAGAGGUUAGGGAUGGCCCAGGAAGAGAUCCGAAGGCUCACUGAUGAACUACUGGCAAAAGAGAAAGAACAGAGUAAAUUAGAUUCUGCACUUAAGAAGGCUGAACUAGAAAUUGAAAAAUUGAAAGAAAAUUUGAUAAAGAAAGAGAAUGAUUCAAUUGGCCUACAGAAAGCAAAGGAACAUAAUCAGAGACUGGAUGAGGAAAUUCUGGCUUUAAGAAAUCGGGUUCGGUCACUUGACUCAGAGAAAAAAGUGCUUGGAGAAGUAGUUGAGAGGCUCAGAGGAGAGAUUCAUGAAUCUCAAGAGAAUAAGGAACUUGGAAAUGACUCCCCUGGGAAAACUGUGGGUGCUGAACAGAGAGAACAGCUGCCUGGGCCCUAUAGCCCAGCCCUCUUAGGUAUCAUGGAAACUACAGCUACAGGAUUUCUUGGCUCUGAAUCAAGGAGAUAG
Hyaena hyaena (striped hyena) is the source of this 1873-nucleotide messenger RNA. Its product is annotated as golgin subfamily A member 6-like protein 22. The coding region runs from base 626 to 1873 and encodes 415 amino acids. The record is from RefSeq and is a predicted model, not a curated record. NCBI's taxonomy places the organism in Eukaryota, Metazoa, Chordata, Mammalia, Carnivora, Hyaenidae. The transcript is spliced from 9 exons.